Messenger RNA from Sarcophilus harrisii (Tasmanian devil), 2242 nucleotides. It is a transcript of the gene NAP1L4, whose product is annotated as nucleosome assembly protein 1 like 4. Gene Ontology annotation, biological process: nucleosome assembly. The transcript is spliced from 16 exons. Bases 117 to 1235 code for a protein of 372 amino acids. Gene Ontology annotation, molecular function: chromatin binding; histone binding. Gene Ontology annotation, cellular component: chromatin; nucleus. The record is from RefSeq and is a predicted model, not a curated record. NCBI's taxonomy places the organism in Eukaryota, Metazoa, Chordata, Mammalia, Dasyuromorphia, Dasyuridae.
AGGCGGCGUUGUUGGCGGCCGCGGCGGCGCAGCACCCUGAGCGAGGCAGCAUUAAGGAGGGAGAGCCGAGGCCGCUGGAGCCGCAGCCCGAGCCCGAGGUGGAUAAAAUCCUUCAGAUGGCAGAUAACAGUAAUUCAGAAGAUGUUCCUUCAGAUUCCUUUGAAACUGCUAAAACUGACAAAGAAAAACUCACAGACCAGGUGAUGCAGAAUCCACAAGUGCUGGCAGCUCUUCAGGAGCGACUUGAGAAUGUGUCCCAUACACCUUCAAGCUACAUUGAAACUUUACCCAAAGCGGUCAAAAGACGCAUCGAUGCUUUGAAACAGCUUCAGGUGAAGUGUGCCCACAUUGAGGCAAAGUUCUACGAGGAAGUGCAUGAUUUGGAGCGAAAAUAUGCAGCCCUUUACCAGCCUCUCUUCGACAAGAGACGGGAUUUUGUCACCGGCGAUGUCGAACCUACAGAUGCAGAAUCAGAAUGGCCCAGUGAGAAUGAGGAGGAGGAGAAAUUGGCCGGAGACCUGAAGAGCAAAGUGGUGAUAGCUGAGAAAGAAGCUUCUGCAGAUGAGCCGAACCCCAAAGGGAUCCCGGAAUUCUGGUUUACGAUCUUUAGAAAUGUGGAUAUGCUGAGCGAGUUAGUGCAGGAAUAUGAUGAACCGAUUCUGAAACACCUGCAGGAUAUUAAAGUAAAGUUUUCAGAUCCUGGCCAGCCCAUGUCUUUCUCGUUAGAGUUCCACUUUGAGCCCAACGACUACUUCACCAACUCUGUCCUGACGAAGACUUACAAGAUGAAAUCAGAGCCAGAUACGACGGACCCUUUCUCCUUCGAAGGGCCUGAAAUCGUGGACUGUGAAGGGUGCACCAUUGAGUGGAAGAAAGGCAAGAAUGUGACAGUGAAGACAAUCAAGAAAAAGCAGAAGCACAAGGGCCGAGGCACCGUGAGGACAGUCACCAAGCAAGUCCCCAAUGACUCGUUCUUUAACUUCUUCAGCCCCAUCAAAGUAUCUGGGGAUGGAGAAUCACUGGAUGAAGAUUCAGAAUUCACAUUAGCUUCAGAUUUUGAAAUCGGGCACUUCUUCCGUGAAAGAAUAGUUCCACGGGCCGUCCUUUAUUUUACUGGGGAAGCCAUAGAGGAUGAUGAUAAUUUUGAAGAAGGCGAGGAAGGGGAAGAAGAGGAGCUGGAGGGGGAAGAAGAGGGAGAGGAAGACGAGGAGGCGGAGAAUGACCCCAAGGUGUAAUUUUUGUCUGUUUAUCAUUCAUAUCAUAGAGAGAAUGCGGCCAGCCUGCGGAGUGCAAGCAGCAGUGACGCGUGCGGACGCACGCCCCCGGGAGAGGCUGGGCCGCCUCGGACGAAGGGACGCCUCGGGAGCCCGGCCCACGGCCGGGGCCCUUCACUCACCGCGGCACAGCCUCGGUCUCACUAACAACGCUUACGGUUAACUUGUUUUCAAGUGCGUGGUUUUCACUUACACUUUUUUUCUUUUUGCCUAAUUUGUACAGUGGUAACUUUGAUGCGUUUCGCGAAUAGAAGGUUUCAGUCAAGCGCCCUCUCUGCCCGCCGGGCCGCCCGUGAGCUGGCGGGCGCCCAGGGGCCGGGGCGCAGUGGUGACUUGGUUAAGUCGGAGGAGGUAGGACCCAUGCACACACACGCAUGCACGCGCGCACUCGGCGCACUCACACACACACUCCCCUGCCCUCACCUGCUUUAACGGCCUCUUUAUCCCAAUCAUCUCAGAGCUGCCAAGUAGAGUAAAGCCACGUUGGCCGGGGGGUGGGGGGUGGGAGUGGGCCGGGGGCUCGGGCAGGACAUUUUCCUAUUUAUUUCCUUGUGUUCGUAUGUACUCUGAAGUCGGGCUCGCGCACAUUUCUGAAACCAUGUUUGUGUGACGGGAGGUCCGGCGGACCCGGUCCGGAGAAGAGGGGCUGGCAAGUCCCUCCCGGAGCGGAGCCCGAGGCCCCCGAGCUGCUGAGGCCCGGGGAGGUUCCCACGGAGCUCCCCAGCCUCUCCUCCUCGGGGCUCCGGAGGCUCGGCGGGUAGGAUUUUGGAGGCCCCUUUGUAGUGAUUCGGUCCCUGACGCCUAUCUCCAGCCACCAUCGACUAGCAGCUUUAUCAACACUGUGACCAGGCGCGUAGAGAGUGCUCCAGCCUUACCUUAAACGAUACACAUUUGUAACUUAACAAUACGCCGUGUUUUCAAUUUGUACAGAAUAGUUAGGAUAUUCUAUUAAAGUUGUGAAACAGGAA